AUGGAGGUCCUUUUGUCGCGCCUGACCCAGCAGGCAAUGAAUUAUGCCAUUCGCUCUGGAAUUGCAAUCACCGCAAGCUACGCCAUACGCCAGUCUUCACGUUUGCUCAAAAAUGUAGAUAGCGAAGAUCGUGAUGAGCUUCUCUCUUUGCAGCAGCGCUUAGAGAGCAAGAUCCAGGUCAUUUCCCCAUCAAUUGACAUGAUUGAAUUGAUUGCCGCUCGAGGCAAUACAUCUCUUGAAUCGGCUGUCACUCUUACAAAAUCCCUGAGAUGGGAAAUUCAGGCCCUUGGGCAGCGAUUAGCCAAAGCCGCCUCAUCCGAAGAAAUCUCACGCAAGGGCCCCAAAUCUUCCCGAGACCAGGCAGUCAUAGAUGCCCAAGUGAAGGCCGUCAUCAAGGACAUCAAGAGGCUUCUAGCUCGGAUCGAGGAUGCAGUGCCACUGAUGAACUUAGCCAUCACUACCUCGGGUGCCAAGCUAUCCACCAACUUGCCAUCGACCGUGUCACCAUCUCGCCUUCUCCAAGCGAGCACUUUUCUGACUGCUGGCGAUACUCAAUACUCAAUGUCAGAUUCUCAUGCCGUUCAGAUAGGACCGACAUUCACCCUUUCGAUGUACAUGCUAUUUGCAGGCCACGUACGCCCUCAUGACCAGGAGUCUGUCCGCGAGGCCACAUGGAAAGAGGUUAUGCAUAAAGCACGCCUGAAGCUUCGACGGGUUCCAAUGAAUCUAUACUAUUCUGAUGAUCGGACCAAGUCAACGGAGCUUCCCGGUUCUGCGGGUACUGACGAGUAUGCCUAUCAGGUUCUUAUCAUCGAGGAUUUUGAUGACGGAAGAGUUCACUCCUUUGAAGAAGGUGAACCGCAUCCCCAGGCCUGUGAAGGUGUCGCCAGCGCUGGUAUCCGAGAGAUUCUUUCAAUCCACCAAAUCUCAAAGAUCUUCUAUGCGGACACAGGCAGAAUUUUGAAUAUCAGUACUGAGGGAGAAACAAAUAACCCUGUGCUACUCCUCAAGAGAGACUUGAAUGCUCUCCCGCCUCGCCGUAUGAUGGAACGUGACGAUUCUGAAGAUGACUUUGCACCCGAGCCAGAAGAGGGAGGCCCGGAGCAAGACGAAGAGCAGGCGCUACUUGACGCACAAUUGCAUGGCGGCGAUGGCUCAGCACACCAAAGCUUCAGCUCCCUUCACGAAGACUCCAUCCCCGAGGAAUGGCGACUUCCUCCCGGUCUCGACCCAGAAUGGAUUGCAUUUGAAGUCUACAACGAGGAUGAAUCCUCUGAUACUGAGUCCGAGGCAGACAACCCGACAACAGAAAACACGGUCGACAAGAUGGCCAAACUAUCUCUCAAAGACAAAAGUGAUGCCCAAUCCCCAUCACCAUCCAGACCAACCUCUUCCACACAGCCCGCAAUCACCACAACCGUUACCAACCCUCUUUUCGAAAACAUCCGCACAUCACUUUCUCUCCUCGAAACCCUUCUCCGACUAACCUCCCUCCAACAAUUUCAACAACAAUCCCACCUCUCCAUCAGCGAUGAACUCCUCAACUUCUUCCUGGAAGAAUCAUCCACAACCGGCGCCGGUGGCGACGAACAACAUCGCCAACGCCUCCGCCACGAAGCACGCCGCCGUGUCGGAUGGGAUCCUUACGAUGAAAGCCCCGUCAAACACCGUGGCGAAGAUUAUCAAUACGGUUGGGAAGCAGGUAGUCCCUCUGGGUAUCCACAAGAAGACGAAGGGCCCUACUCACCCGGAGGCAUGUCGCGUGGAUUCCAGCUUCGAUCGCGGGAAAGUACACCGGAAACUCCGCAGCGUCGGGGUUCGCCUGGGAGGAGAGGUCCGAGUGGGUUGCGGGGCAUGACGCCUGCGUAUGCAGAUAAUUCGGAGCCUGGACAGAGUUCGCCGCUUGCUAGGAAGGGGGGUACUUCGAGGGAUGGAAGUGCUGGGCCUGGAACUGCGGAAUAA
This is a messenger RNA of Penicillium atrosanguineum, 1962 nucleotides long. RefSeq names its product RanGTP-binding protein. Gene Ontology annotation, molecular function: GTPase regulator activity. Gene Ontology annotation, cellular component: nucleus; cytoplasm. The record is from RefSeq and is a predicted model, not a curated record. The transcript is spliced from 6 exons. The coding region runs from base 1 to 1962 and encodes 653 amino acids. Lineage: Eukaryota; Fungi; Ascomycota; Eurotiomycetes; Eurotiales; Aspergillaceae.